AUGGAAGCAUCACUAGCAAAACCCGAGGAAAAACAAGUAGCUGCAAAAGAUCCCAUGGAAGUAAAUUCUAGUGAAGUCGGUACUGAAGCAGAAUCACUAGAGACUUUAGAAUAUGAGGAGGAAGAAGUAUUUUUUCAAGAUAUUGAUUUAUUAGCAGAACACAGUAUACUCGAGGAUGAUAUAAAAUCCAUUAAGAAUAUGGGAAUAACUACAAUAAAAGGUUUGCAAAUGACAAUGAAAAAGAAAUUAUUAGAAAUAAAAGGAAUUACCGAGGAAAAAAUUGAUAAAAUCAAGGAGGCAUGUUGCAAGAUAUCUCUAAGCAAUGUGUUUAUGACUGCUUUGGAAGUUUCUGAUCAAAGAAAGCAAAUCUUUAAGCUUCAUACUGGAAGUUCUGAUCUGGAUAAAUUAUUAGGGGGCGGUAUUGAAUCGAUGUCCAUUACAGAAGUUUUUGGGGAAUUUAGAACAGGAAAGACACAAUUGUCCCACACCCUAUGCGUUACAGCACAGAUGCCAGGUGCUAAUGGAUACCUUGGAGGGAAAGUUAUGUUUAUUGAUACCGAACACACUUUUCGACCCGAACGGUUACGUCCUAUAGCUGAAAGAUUUAAUCUGGACCAGACUGCUGUUAUGGAAAAUAUACUAUAUGCCAGAGCUUAUAACUCAGAGCACCAGUUCGAGAUGUUAAACUUGGUCGCCGCUAAAUUCCAUGAAGAAGGCGGUAUCUUUAAACUGCUAAUCGUCGAUUCUAUAAUGGCGCUUUUCCGUGUCGACUAUACGGGUAGAGGAGAAAUGGCCGAUCGUCAACAAAAACUUGGCCAAAUGUUGUCCCGUCUGCAAAAAAUCAGCGAAGAGUUUAAUGUUGCAGUUUUUAUUACUAACCAGAUAUCUUCGGAUUUUUCUGUUGCACAGUUGGAACCCGAUGUACCCAAACCAGUCGGAGGAAAUGUUCUUGCUCAUUCAUCUACCACAAGAUUGGCUUUGCGCAAAGGUAAAGGCAAUAGAAGAAUAGCCAGAUUAUAUGACAGCCCAGAUUUAGAAGAAAAUGAAGUUUCCUACAUUAUUACUAACGGAGGUAUUGAUGAUGUAAAAAAGAUGGAGUGA
This is a messenger RNA of Diabrotica balteata, 1101 nucleotides long. Lineage: Eukaryota; Metazoa; Arthropoda; Insecta; Coleoptera; Chrysomelidae. The record is from the annotation of a GenBank genome assembly.